UUUGGACCAGAAAAUCCUUUUAGGACACAGCAAAUGGCUGCUCCUAGAAAUAUGCUCUCUGGAUAUGCUGAGCCAGCUCACAUCAAUGAUUUCAUGUUUGAACAGCAAAGAAGAACGUUUGCCACGUAUGGUUAUGCAUUAGACCCCUCAUUAGAUAAUCAUCAAGUGUCUGCUAAAUACAUUGGCUCUGUAGAGGAAGCUGAAAAAAAUCAAGGUUUAACUGUCUUUGAAACUGGUCAGAAGAAAACAGAAAAGAGGAAAAAGUUCAAAGAAAAUGAUGCAUCUAAUAUUGAUGGUUUCUUGGGACCAUGGGCAAAAUACGUGGAUGAGAAAGAUGUAGCCAAACCUUCAGAAGAAGAACAAAAAGAAUUGGAUGAAAUUACAGCAAAAAGGCAGAAAAAAGGCAAGCAGGAAGAAGAGAAACCUGGGGAGGAGAAGACAAUCUUACACGUUAAAGAAAUGUAUGACUAUCAAGGCAGAUCCUAUCUGCACAUACCUCAGGACGUUGGUGUUAACCUACGGUCAUCUGUGCCACCUGAAAAGUGUUAUCUUCCCAAAAAACAAAUCCAUGUGUGGUCCGGACACACAAAGGGUGUCAGUGCAGUCAGAUUGUUUCCCCUCUCUGGCCAUUUAUUGCUGUCUUGUUCCAUGGACUGUAAAAUUAAGCUAUGGGAGGUUUAUGGAGACCGGCGCUGUCUACGAACAUUUAUUGGUCACAGUAAAGCUGUAAGGGACAUCUGCUUUAAUACUUCAGGAACACAGUUCCUUAGUGCAGCCUAUGACAGGUAUCUGAAACUCUGGGACACUGAGACAGGACAGUGUAUAUCAAGAUUUACAAACCGAAAAGUACCCUAUUGUGUCAAAUUCAAUCCUGAUGAAGAUAAGCAAAAUCUCUUUGUGGCUGGGAUGUCUGAUAAAAAGAUUGUGCAAUGGGACAUUCGAAGUGGAGAAAUUGUGCAGGAAUAUGAUCGGCAUUUAGGAGCUGUCAACACCAUUGUUUUUGUUGAUGAGAACAGGAGAUUCGUGAGCACAUCCGACGAUAAGAGCCUAAGAGUUUGGGAAUGGGAUAUCCCUGUGGAUUUCAAGUAUAUAGCAGAGCCCAGCAUGCACUCAAUGCCUGCAGUGACUUUGUCUCCAAAUGGAAAAUGGCUAGCGUGCCAAUCAAUGGACAAUCAAAUCUUAAUUUUUGGAGCACAAAAUAGAUUCAGAUUAAAUAAGAAAAAAAUAUUUAAGGGCCAUAUGGUAGCAGGCUAUGCUUGUCAGGUGGACUUUUCACCAGACAUGAGCUAUGUGAUUUCAGGAGAUGGAAAUGGAAAAUUGAACAUUUGGGACUGGAAGACCACAAAACUCUACAGCCGAUUUAAAGCUCACGAUAAAGUGUGCAUAGGUGCAGUGUGGCACCCACAUGAGACAUCUAAGGUCAUCACAUGCGGUUGGGAUGGUCUCAUUAAACUGUGGGACUAAUCGGAUUAGUCCUUUAACUAUCUAGCAUCAUUUGUGAUCCAAUGUCAUAUUUAACUAUAUUUAAUUAUUCAGUGUGUUGAAUGGCAACUUGAUUUAUAGCUCGUUUUCCUUCUAUGACCUUAUGAAGUUGACCCAUUAUUUGAAGAAAAAAAGCUUUGUAAAUUUGCCUCCUGUAAUUUCAUUGGCAACUUCAUUUUGUUCUUUAUCAAUGUUAUUUAU
This is a messenger RNA of Castor canadensis (American beaver), 1683 nucleotides long. It is a transcript of the gene Cdc40, whose product is annotated as cell division cycle 40. Gene Ontology annotation, molecular function: mRNA binding; protein binding. Gene Ontology annotation, cellular component: catalytic step 2 spliceosome. The record is from RefSeq and is a predicted model, not a curated record. Lineage: Eukaryota; Metazoa; Chordata; Mammalia; Rodentia; Castoridae. Gene Ontology annotation, biological process: mRNA splicing, via spliceosome.